Penicillium pulvis is the source of this 987-nucleotide messenger RNA. RefSeq lists its product as uncharacterized. Lineage: Eukaryota; Fungi; Ascomycota; Eurotiomycetes; Eurotiales; Aspergillaceae. Bases 1 to 987 code for a protein of 328 amino acids. Gene Ontology annotation, biological process: canonical NF-kappaB signal transduction. The record is from RefSeq and is a predicted model, not a curated record. The transcript has a single exon.
AUGGAGAGCACAGAGAGGGUCAACAGUCCUCCCAUGGAGUCUAUGGGCAAUGACAACCCUCAAAAAGAACGAACUCAAACCCAACCCAACGGCAAAUUCCGCUUCAAAAGCAGCAGCUCUCGCUCAAAACACUCCUCACGCAAGCGCCACCACAGCCCAAGCUCAAGCAAACCCAGAGAAAGGACUCACAAACGCCGCCCACCCCACCGUCCCUCAAGCCAUGUCCAAGACAACCCAGAUUCACAAUCCCGCUCCCUCUCCCCCGGCGCCGCAUUUCGCGAAUCCCUCUUCGACGCAAUGGGCGACGAUGAAGGCGCCGCAUACUGGGAAGGAGUAUAUGGCCAACCAAUCCACACCUACGCGGUCCCCGAAAAAGAAGGACCAAAUGGCGAACUUGAGCAGAUGAAUGAAGAGGAGUACGCUGCGUACGUUCGCGCACGGAUGUGGGAGCGCACACGCGAGGGCAUGCUAGAUGCACAGGCGAAGUGGCGCGAGGAGCAACGGAAGAAGAAGAGUCGUGACCGUGGACGAGCAGAGGAUGCGGAGCGGAGAUCUUUUGAGCGGGCGAUGGAGGAUAGUCUGAGGCGGGGGGCGGAGCGGAAGAAGAGGAAGAGGUGGGGGGAGGUAUGGGAAAGUUAUCUUUCGCGUUGGGAGGAGAUUGGAAAGAUUGUUAAGGAGGGGGAGAAGAAGGAUGGGGAAGCGACUGCAACUACGACGAAACCUUUGCGGAAUUUACUGUUUUGGCCUGUUGAGUCUGGGAAGAGGGUUGAUGUUGCGCCGGCAUCCGUGGAGGAGUUUAUGCGACAUGCGCCUGAUUCCGCGGAUUUGGGAGUUAUUUUGAAGGCUGAGCGGGUGCGGUGGCAUCCUGAUAAGAUUCAGCAUCGGUACAGUGGGCUUGGGAUUGACGAUGUGGUUAUGCGCAGUGUCACCGAGGUGUUUCAGAUUGUGGAUCGGAUGUGGAAUGAGGAGCGAGAGCGGAAGGGUUGA